Messenger RNA from Eptesicus fuscus (big brown bat), 3154 nucleotides. It is a transcript of the gene MXD1, whose product is annotated as MAX dimerization protein 1. The transcript is spliced from 6 exons. Gene Ontology annotation, biological process: negative regulation of transcription by RNA polymerase II. The coding region runs from base 214 to 879 and encodes 221 amino acids. NCBI's taxonomy places the organism in Eukaryota, Metazoa, Chordata, Mammalia, Chiroptera, Vespertilionidae. Gene Ontology annotation, molecular function: protein dimerization activity; DNA-binding transcription factor activity, RNA polymerase II-specific; RNA polymerase II cis-regulatory region sequence-specific DNA binding. The record is from RefSeq and is a predicted model, not a curated record.
CACUCCGCGGCGGGGGCGGCUGCUGCUCUUCUUCGGGUUCUGUCACGGUGUCGGCGGUGCCCAGCUCACCGGCCCCCUCCCCCUUCCGGCCAGCGUGGUCGCCGAAGAGGCUCUCUGAGCCCUGCUCUGCCGGGUCCACAGCGGGUCGCGGGUGUUCGGCGGCGAGCCCGCGGCAGUGGGGGUUGGUCCCGUGGCUCCGGCCCCCGGUGCAGAAUGGCGACGGCGGUUCGGAUGAACAUCCAGAUGCUGCUGGAGGCGGCUGACUACCUGGAGCGGCGGGAGAGAGAAGCUGAACAUGGUUAUGCCUCCAUGUUACCGUACAAUAACAAGGACAGAGAUGCCUUAAAACGGAGGAACAAAUCUAAGAAGAACAACAGCAGUAGCAGAUCAACUCACAAUGAAAUGGAGAAGAAUCGACGGGCCCAUCUUCGCUUGUGCCUAGAGAAGUUGAAGGGGCUGGUGCCACUCGGGCCUGAAUCAAAUCGACACACUACGUUGAGUUUAUUAACAAAAGCCAAAUUGCACAUAAAGAAACUUGAAGAUUGUGACAGGAAAGCCAUUCACCAAAUAGACCAGCUUCAGCGAGAGCAGCGGCACCUGAAGAGGCAGCUGGAGAAGCUGGGCAUCGAGAGGAUACGAAUGGACAGCAUCGGCUCCACGGUCUCCUCCGAGCGCUCCGACUCAGACAGGGAAGAAAUCGAUGUGGAUGUUGAAAGCACAGACUAUCUCACGGGCGAGUUGGACUGGAGCAGCAGCAGCGUGAGUGAUUCUGACGAGCGGGGAAGCAUGCAGAGCCUCGGCAGUGACGAGGGCUACUCCAGCGCCAGCAUCAAGAGAAGAAAGCUCCAGGACAAUCGCAAGACGUGUCUCGGUCUAUAAGAGAGGUCGCUGCGGCCGCCCGAGGGUCUCCUGUCGGAUCUGAUUAGGUAGUGUACCGGGCCUGCCCACGGUUCCCUUGCACGUCAACUUCCGUGUACCACCUUCACCAAAUCAGCUCUGUAGACGUUUGCAAGGAGUGCUUGGGAUUGUGGGCUUCUGAUUUCAUCCACUAGCUUCUUUCUCUCCACAAAAAUUCGUCUCUGAGAGACUGUACAUUCCAAUCAGUUUGAAGCACCCAAGAAUUCUUAGACCGAAUAAGCGAUUUUCACAUCUCAGCACUUCCCCCCUCAUUUACUGUCCCCACGCAGCCUACCAGACCUUGCUUAACGUUUUCUGGCUUACUGUGUUACUUGCCUAGCAGAAAUGUCUGACUGUGUCUUGUGCUUAGGAAAUUGAAGGAAAUAAGCUUCAAAGUUGAGAGCCUGAUCUCAGAACUCCAAAGUCAGCUUUGACAGUGGCAUUUAAGAGCACUUCCCCACAGACCUCCCCAGGGAGGAGUCGGGAAUACCUCCAGGAAACACCCGCACCCCAUGCUCAGUCCCAGAACCCCGUGCGGAUGGGCGUCUUUCUCUCUGAAAUGGACACCUGGAGAGUAUGGCUUUGGGGUUGCACAGCUCAUCAAAGUUCCAAUAUUGUUUGUCCUCACAAACAAGAUAGUACAGUCUAUUUGUGUGAUGUUUUUGGGGCUGCGCUGUGUACUGCUAUCCCCAAUGCGCACUCUUCUCCAAGUUUGUUAUGCUACUUGUCUCUGGAACAUUUUUUUUUCCUACCUCAGAGAUAAAUUAGAUCUCCAUUUCCCACGUAACACAAAGUGAUUAUGCCUCUUUCCCCCCCGAAUAAGUGACAUUUGGUCCAAUUCUAAUCUAUUUUCCUAUUUAACUUUCAGCAAUAACUGAGCUUUGGCACUAGCUGAGCUAGUGCCCACCAUCAGUGAAAAGAAAAGUCCACGUGUCUGCUCUGUGUUGCAGGGGAACAGGAGGGGCUGGUACAUGUUACUAGAAUCCCUCGUUAUUUUUGGACUUACCCGGAACUUCUUCAUGAAGGCUUUUGGGUUGAUAGUUUAAAAGGCUGAUUUUUUCUUCUUGGUUAUGAUUUCUCCCUUACGUGGUCUCCCACUUUGUAGCAUUUUUAUUUAAGCUAAAACAGAGCACAUGUAUAUGUACAUAAGACACAUUAAAUCUAUAAAGACUAUUUAUUCAUUUUAUAUAAACUAAUGUAAUGGAAAAUAAAUUCUUAUGACUUUGUGCUUUUAUAGAUGUUCUAGAAACUUUGUAUGUAGGUAUCUACAAAUUGGUUCAUUCCCCUUAAUAUUUUUGCAUUCAUAUUUUUGAGGUCUUGAUAUUUUCAGCCUCUGGCGAAUCUUUUCCAUUGACUUUAAACCAUUUGUAAAAUCUGUGACGCUGAAACAGAGUGUAUGUCACAAAGUGAUGAGAACAUUCCUAAAAUCCACAGACGCACUGCAACCUAAGGGCUCAACGGCUGAACCAGUAUGGGUGCCGCCCGCGCCCCGCUGGCCUGCGCUCUCUAGCACGCCACAGCCUCCCCACUCCACCUCCCCACAACCAAACGUCCACACACACUCUGCACAGCAGCUCAUUCUAGACACGAGAGCAGUGUAAACAAAGCAAGAUUACUUUUGUGUUUUCUCAAUUAAUGAUUAAAAAAAAUUUUAAUUGGAAGCUGUGGAUUGCUAAAUGAUCCCAAAGUCAUGUAUAACUCUCCUGUGUUUAUUUUGUUCUGGUUUUUCCUUCAUUUCAGCUUUGGGUGGGGGUGGGACAGGUGACACACAGGAUUUUUUUAUCGUUGGAAUCUUUUCCAAUUACCAGCUGAAGAUUUGCACUGAAAUACAACUUGUAUGCCUUCUGCAUUUUUAAAGCCUGCUUCCUGAGUUUAAGCAGAGUGAUAGUGUUCAAAGAGCCAGCUCAGCCUGUAACGUGUUUGAAAAGAUAUGUCUGCACUUUGAGGUCCCUUUCGAAUGCCAUUCGCUAGACCUCACAAGCAUUUUGUUUAAUAGCUAUGUUCAAGCGCCUCACAAGUCCACGAUGCUGGAUGGCAUCAAAAACUCAAGACUUUGGGAAAAGCUUGUGGGCUUGCAUUGGGGGAGGGAAGGGAACAAAAUUUGUGUAUUUGUUAAUUUAGAAAUAAGGCAUCUCAGAGAUGCCAUUAUUUUCUGUGUUUUAAUUGUUGUGCCUUUGAGUUAAACUGCAUUUUUUGUCUUUUGGUUGAAAUAUGAAAUGUACUGUCCCGAUAUAAAACAGUAAUUAUUUUACCUUUG